Molecule: messenger RNA, 1713 nt
Organism: Prunus avium (sweet cherry)
Lineage: Eukaryota; Viridiplantae; Streptophyta; Magnoliopsida; Rosales; Rosaceae
Source: RefSeq, a predicted model, not a curated record
AUGGGAGUGCAGCAACUAGAUGGAGAAUCAUUUCAUGAAUAUUGGGAUCAGUUUCUGAGACUCCUAGCUUCGUUCCCUCAUCACCAAAUUGAAGAUUGCCUACUUAUGCAAUACUUUUAUGAGGGAUUACUCGAUUCGGAGAGGAUGAUGGUUGAUGCUACUAGUGGAGGAGGCUUGAUGAACAAGAGUGCUACUCAAGCUAAGGAGAUGUUUGAGAACAUUACAGCAAACUCUCAACAGUUUAAUUACCGGAGAGCUCCCCCAAAGAAAGCAAGUGUUUAUGAGGUAAGUGCUAGUGAUAUUGGUCCUCAAAUAGCUAAUUUGACUCAUCUUGUUAAGCAGUUAAUCCCUCAAGCACAAGUGUGUGCUGUGUGUGCUAAUCUCGGACAUCCUACGGAGUCGUGUCCAAGUUUGUAUGGUGAUGGAGAAGAGAUGGCUCAAGCACACUAUAUGCAGCAACAAAAGCCAAGAAACGAUCCAUUUUCUAACACCUAUAAUCCGGGAUGGCGGCAACCUCCUAACUUUGGGUGGAAGAACAACCAAAACGUGCAAACAACCCUGGUUCAACAAAAUGCACCACCACCACCUCCUAGGCAAGGUUUCAUGCAGGAAACAAGGCAAACACAUGCACAAAUGUCUACAGCAAUCAAGAGCCUUGAAAACCAAGUUGGACAAAUUGCAACCUCCUUGAGUCAAAGAGAGCCAGGAAAGCUUCCAAGCCAAGUAAUUCCAAAUCCAAAUGGAGGCCAUGAAACUGCAAAGGCGAUUACUCUUCGAAGUGGAAAAAAGGUUCCUUUUCCUCGUAGGUUUUUAAAUUCAAAGAAGGAGCAAGUUUCAAAGGAUAUCCUAGAGACUUUCCGAAAAGUGCAAGUGAACAUUCCCUUGCUUGAUGCAAUCAAGCAAAUUCCAAGCUAUGCAAAAUUCCUUAAAGAACUUUGCACAAAUAAGAGGAAGUUCAAGGAGCAUGAAAGCAUGGCCUUAAGUGAAGAAGUCUCGGCCGUGCUAUUGCGUGAGCUUAAGAAGACUUCCGUGAGCAUACAAUUGGCUGAUCGAUCAAUCAAGUAUCCUAAGGGAGUGUUGGAAGAUGUUUUGGUCAAGGUGAAUGAGAUCAUUUUUCCAGCUGACUUUCUAGUGCUCGAGAUGGAGGAAGUUCCUAUUCUUGGAAAAGAACUUCCAGUGAUUCUAGGACGUCCAUUCAUGAGAACAGCAAGGACAAAAAUCGAUGUGUAUAAAGGCACUCUCACAAUGGCAUUCGAUGAGGAAACCGUAGAGUUUAAGGUAUUUGAUGCUUUAAAAUAUCCUAAUGAUGAUCAUGCUUGUUUUUCCAUAGAUGUACUUGAGCAGAUGGUACAAGAAACGUUUAAUGCAUCACAAGGAGAGACGCCAUUGGAGAGGGCACUCAUCCAAGGCCCCAAAACUGUGAACAAAGAAGGGAACACAACUGUACUUGAAGCCGUGAAUAUGCUUGAGGCCUUGCCUCCCCAAAGAGGUAAGUCUAACUCUAUUUUUGAGCCUCUUCCGUUAUCUACUACUAAGCUUGUUCCCUCUAUUGUGAAGGCACCACAGGUUGAGCUAAAACCCCUUCCGAAGAACUUGAAAUAUGCAUAUUUAGGUGAUGAAAAGACGCUGUCUGUGAUCAUUGCUUCUAAUUUGAGUGCAUCCAAAGAACACAAACUAAUUCGAGUUCUAAGGGAGAGCACAAGACUGCCCUAG